UAUCUCGAAUUUUACGAGUCUUGAAUAACCGGCGCAGCAUCCUCGUUUUUUACACCUCAUUUUCCGGUUCCCGAUAUAUCCCCGCACUCUCACAGCACACAUCUCUCAUCUGUCCCCGCCCAGCCCGGCCCAUUCCCUACUUGGUCUUACAUAGAAGGUGACUCGUAGCAAACUUCUACUUAUCUGUGGAAUUCCUUCUUUAGACUAAGAAAUUCAUCAGCUCUUCCUUCCAUUUUCUCCUGUUUCAAUUCCAUAUCUUCUCUGUUUUCUCGUUCAAUAAUCCCACUCUUUCAUGGGCACACCUUGUUUCAUGGGUUAUGAUACGAGUUUUUGAGAGAAUAAAGAGAGGGGGGGAAAAGAAAAGAACUUUGCGAGGUACCCACAUGCAGUUUCUGCUUCAAUUUUGUUUUUUGGUUGUUGUUUGCUCUGCUUUCGAGUUGCACAAGAUAAUUUUGCAGGUGUUUUUGUGGUUGUUUCUGAUGGAUUUUGCUUCAUGCUUGAAGCUUUUAACUCGAAGUAGUGAAUUUAAAGGUGGGUUUUUGUUGCUUGGUUGUUUCUCACCGGCUUUCAAUAUUUUUGGGUUGUUCUUGGUGUUUGGUCUGGGGUUGAAGUUGUUGAAAUUUACUUGGCAGGGUAAGGGCUUGAUUCCCUUUUUAUGUGAGAUUAGAGGGAAAUCAGGGUAUAAAAAAUGUGGAUUCUGUUUAAAAAAGGGUUUUGAUAAAGUAUGUUAUUCAAAGAUGAUGUCUUUCAGGUGUAGUUCGCUGAAAUUGUUGGGGAAUUCAAAGUCAAGAAAUAAGGAUGAUUUGUUGGUAAGCAAAGAGCCUCCGAAUCCAAAUGGUGUUGCUGUUGUUGAUUAUUAUAAAUCUGAAAGAGAAUGGGAUGAUGAUGAUGAUGAUGAAAGAAAAUGUUGUGUUGAAGAUGAGGAAUUUGAUGCAAUUGCUCUGAGGAGAUUGGUCAAAAAAGAGCGGCAUAGAGCAGACAUGGUUUAUACAGAACUUGAGAAGGAGAGAAUGGCUUCUGCAUCAGCAGCUGAUGAAGCAAUGGCAAUGAUUUUACGGCUUCAAAGCGAGAAGAGCUCCAUGGAGAUUGAAGCCAAUCAGCAACGUAGAUUGGCAGAGCGUAAGCUAGAAUACGAUCAAGAAAUGAUUGAAUCACUGCAAUGGAUUUUAAUGAAACAUGAGUCUGAAAGGACUGUGCUAGAGGAAAAGUUGAGAUGGUGUGAAGAAAAGUUGAAGCAGUAUAUGAAGAGUGGUGAAGUUGAUCAAUUUCAAGGGUCUUAUGCCAGUUCGAGUUUUGAUGUUGAAUCCGCUAUGGAAGAGGGUUUUGUAGACGUGCAAACAGACUUGGUUGAAGAGGACUUCGCACUUUUAGUUUGCACAGAUACACACAAAGCUUAACUGAGCAUUAAAGCAGUAUCAGCAAGAAGUCCAAUUCCAAGUACCCUGGCAUGUCAAGGUGAGGGAACCUAAACUUAUGGUAGCGGAGCUGGAGUGGAAUUCGAGCUCUCCUUCGGUGGCAUGUCAAAAUUGCCAUCUCGUUACUUUCAAAGGCAAAUCGAGAUUCGGGAAACAACUAAAAAGACUCAAGAAAAUCAAUAACCUUUUACUCAGUAGUAACGGAGUUGUCUUUAAAACUGUGAAGUCUUUAAUUUGAAUCUCAAUAAGAGCCAAUUGUAUAAAAGAAAAAAGAGAGAAGGCUCAAGAAACACUUGCUCCAAGUGAUGCGCUGAUAUAGCAUCGGCUAUACAGUCAAUACUUUUCCUUCUUAAAUGUGACAGGAAAUUCCUUCUAUGCACCCAGGUGUGUAAAUCAAUUUAUACACAAAUUCAAUUAGAAA
Messenger RNA from Hevea brasiliensis (rubber tree), 1836 nucleotides. Its product is annotated as protein FLOURY 1-like. Lineage: Eukaryota; Viridiplantae; Streptophyta; Magnoliopsida; Malpighiales; Euphorbiaceae. Bases 318 to 1397 code for a protein of 359 amino acids. The transcript is spliced from 3 exons. The record is from RefSeq and is a predicted model, not a curated record.